AUGCAGCAGCGGCGUUACACGAACGCUGAGCGCAAGGCGCUCCUUAAGAAGUUUCAUGUGUCCGUCCUCAACGACAACCAGUGUUGCCAACAGCACGCCAAUCACUCCAGGGACGUGGAAAGGAUCGCGAGCGAAAGAAGCGAAGAUUCUGGCCAGCCGCCGCCAUGGCCGCUUGGCAACACUGGGCGGCCAGGGGCGGAAGUCAUUGUUCCCCUUCAAGGACGACCUGCUGGGAAGGAACUUCUGGUGUCCAUGGCCGAGCACGCCGCACGCCAAUCGAGCUUGGUCGUAAACUGA
Messenger RNA from Aphanomyces astaci, 297 nucleotides. RefSeq lists its product as hypothetical. Lineage: Eukaryota; Oomycota; Saprolegniomycetes; Saprolegniales; Verrucalvaceae. Bases 1 to 297 code for a protein of 98 amino acids. The transcript has 2 exons. The record is from RefSeq and is a predicted model, not a curated record.